Messenger RNA from Dibothriocephalus latus, 900 nucleotides. NCBI's taxonomy places the organism in Eukaryota, Metazoa, Platyhelminthes, Cestoda, Diphyllobothriidea, Diphyllobothriidae. The record is from the annotation of a GenBank genome assembly.
AUGCAGCAACCCGCUGUUUAUUAUGAACGAAAUCGGGAUCACAGAUCUCGGAAACGCUUCCGAAACCUGGAGGCGGAAAAGGGCAGGCUUAACUCUAGUCGAGCUCGCAGCGAAGUCCCCGCUCGAAACUACAAGAGCAUGUCAAACCUCUCAGCCAUCGCCGGGGACGAUAGCGAGCAGGCUCCAGCCGGCUCAAGUAUUUCAAAGUUUUGGAAGUGGCUGAAACAUAACCCCGCUAAGGAGGCACCCGCCGCCGCAACAACUGACGCCACGAGUGCGGCACCCAUGCCACGCAAAUCUCUAUCAAAACAGAAGGGCGGAUUUUAUGGAAAUCUCGGCUUGGGUGAAUACGUCGGAGCUAUCGAUGAUGACUUCGCAGAUGAGGAUGAGGAUGAUACCCCAGGAACUGGACGUCAGGGCCUGCUGGAUGUUAUCACUAGACGGAUUUCCUCCACUGCGCCCCCACCGACCAGUCUGGUUGCUAUGUUCGAUCUGCCUGGGCAACGCCGGGUGAGCCGAGGCGAGGAGCACGUAGAAAAGACGUCAUUUGGAGUGCAUGAAGAGAGAUGGGGCAUACCUGCCUAUAUCUUGACAAACGAUCUUCGAUUUCAUCCCGGCGAGCAGUUUACUCUUCAACUCAUCUAUGAUUACCUCAAUGAACUGCGAGGAGCAAUGCAGUGGACCCAAACUGUCAGUAGGCUUUGCGAUGACCAGCUGAUAUUUGAACGACAGACCCUCCGAGGCAGGCGUCUGAAGAAACUCUCCGACACCAUUGCUCCCGGCGCCCACGCUGAUGCCGAAACAGAGCUGCGGGACCUACGCGUUGAGUUGGCAUGCUUUGAAAGCAAAACAGCCGCAUUCUUGCAACAAAAGGUGAGUUUGAUUUGGUUGUGCGUCUGA